Messenger RNA from Caenorhabditis elegans, 615 nucleotides. It is a transcript of the gene T20G5.9, whose product is annotated as Partner of Y14 and mago. Lineage: Eukaryota; Metazoa; Nematoda; Chromadorea; Rhabditida; Rhabditidae. Gene Ontology annotation, biological process: exon-exon junction complex disassembly. The transcript is spliced from 4 exons. The record is from RefSeq and is marked reviewed. The coding region runs from base 9 to 503 and encodes 164 amino acids.
GCCGUAUAAUGUCUACUAAGCCCGCCGCCGCGAAGACGAAGCCAUCGUGUAGUGAAGGUGGUGAUCUACGUGUUGAGACUGAAAAUGGUGAAACAUUCAUCACAGCAACACAAAGAGCCGACGGAACUUGGAGAAAAGCGAGACGAGUGAAAGGAGGAUAUAUUCCUCAAGAUGAACAACCAAAAUAUCAAAAUAAAAUGCAGCUGGAAGCGACAAACGGCCGAAGUUCUGUUCCAGCAGGAGUGAAUCCACGUGCAAUGGCUUCUGGUUCAUCCCGUAAGCCUGUCAGUGCCAUCAAAGCUAACGUAUGCAUCACACCACAGGAUCAUUUCCAAAAGAAAAUCGAUUUGACGAAAAAGAAGAUUGAGGAUAUUGAAGGAAUGGAAUCGAGAAUCGCUAGCGGGGAGCUUGUUCCUCAACCGAAUCAAGUGAAGAAGAUCGCACGAAAGCAGGAGUAUUUGGAUGAAAUUGAAAAGUUGACGCUAGAAAUGAAGAAGUUGUGAAGGAGAUUGCAACGAUUAAAUAUAGAUUCUACCUCUCUGUUUCAUUUCAUGUGCGAUAGUUUCAGAUAAUUAUUUAUUUUAUAUUUUGUAUUUUAUGAACGGGUUCGAUACU